CACGCUGCUACCGGAACCUCCGUUCCGCUGUCCCGCCUCUCCCAGCGGAAGCGGUCCCUGCCGGGCCCAUCCAAGCGACAGACCGGCGGCGGGGGUUGCUAGGAGACGGGGCACCGCCACACACACUGUCCAUCGUCCCCACGCUCACGGGUGGGAGCUGCAGCUCCACCGAGAGACCCCCCCUCCCCACCGGAUAGCCCAACGCCGCCCGCCUCGGCCCCGGCUCCCCCCGGGGGGCGGCCACAUGGCGGGCUGUCCCAUGGCGGCCCCGCGGCAGCCACUGUCACUGGCCGAGGUGGAGCCGGGCAGCGAGAACGAGAGGCUCGGGGUGGCCCGGGACAGCAUGCUGCGCAACCCGCUCAUCCUCAAGGCAGAACUGGGGAAGCCCCAGAGAAACCGCUACACCCUGCCAGGCGUUGAUUUUUCAUAUGGGCUGUACAUCCAGAGGACAGAUGGAGGAGUCCCUGAAGCAAUAGGCCACUGGAAUACAGUAAAGCCCAGGACUACUUCAGCUCAGAAGAUGCCUCGAGACUUCAUCACCAUGAACCGUGGUGCUCUGAAGGCUGGUUAUACCACAGCCCAUGAAUUUAAUUUGUACUACAAGGCCAAGGACAUUCGGCGCAAAGAUGAUGAACACAGUCGCUUCAAGAGAAGUCCUCCUAAAGUACCUGCAGACUUCACUUAUGGCAUCACAUCGCGGCCUUGCACUCCCUUUUUUGACCUCCUCCAACACAAAUACAAGGAGCUGUGGAUGGAGCAGCAGAGAGCCCUGACAGCAGCCAAGCGAGUGGAAAAGAAAAAGAAGGACAAAGUGCGUGAAACUCGCAACACGUUUCUGCGAAAACACCCACUACCUGCAAAGGAGGAGUCCUUCUGGCACCUGCCCCGCUUGGAGAAGGUUGGGCCUCAUCUCAGUACUUUUCCAGACCGUGAUGCUCGUAAAAAGGCUUUCAGUGCCUCCCAUUGAGAAGUGCCUGCGAGACACAGUGGGACCGCAGCACCGUGCUGAGCAUCACAGCCCUUCGACCCUGCAAUAGCCAUAGGCAACAGGAUUUCUCUCUUGUUUUAAAAAGUUACAUUAAUGCAGAUAUAGCCAA
This is a messenger RNA of Chroicocephalus ridibundus (black-headed gull), 1097 nucleotides long. RefSeq names its product cilia and flagella associated protein 77 (gene CFAP77). Lineage: Eukaryota; Metazoa; Chordata; Aves; Charadriiformes; Laridae. The record is from RefSeq and is a predicted model, not a curated record. The coding region runs from base 245 to 967 and encodes 240 amino acids. The transcript has 6 exons.